Molecule: messenger RNA, 2354 nt
Organism: Lacerta agilis (Sand lizard)
Lineage: Eukaryota; Metazoa; Chordata; Lepidosauria; Squamata; Lacertidae
Gene: NAB2
Product: NGFI-A binding protein 2
Exons: 7
Coding region: 39-1505 (488 amino acids)
Biological process (GO): negative regulation of DNA-templated transcription
Cellular component (GO): nucleus
Molecular function (GO): transcription factor binding; transcription coregulator activity
Source: RefSeq, a predicted model, not a curated record
CCGCCGCCGCCAGCGAGGCUACGAAGGCCCCGGGGUCCAUGCCCCACGAUCACGCCCCCCGGGACGCCUGCGAAGGAAUCCAGCAGCCCUUCGAGGUCGCGGCGAGGACGGAGCGGGUGCAAAAGCCUCUGGCUAUGGCCCUGUCCCUGCCUCGUACCCUGGGCGAGCUCCAGCUGUAUCGUGUUCUGCAGAGAGCCAACCUCCUCUCCUACUAUGAGACCUUCAUCCAGCAGGGCGGCGACGAUGUGCAGCAGCUGUGUGAGGCAGGUGAGGAGGAGUUCCUGGAGAUCAUGGCCCUGGUUGGCAUGGCAACCAAACCGCUCCAUGUCCGGCGCCUGCAGAAGGCCUUGCGGGAGUGGGCCACCAACCCAGGGCUCUUCAACCAGCCAGUGCCUUCCAUACCCGUGAGCAGCAUCCCCCUGUUCAAGAUCUCUGAGUCUGGGGGCCGCAAGUCCCUGACCAACGGGCACACCAGCCCGGGAGAGACCCUCAGCAAAGCCAGCGCUACCUCCCCUGCCAAGAGCCCCUCGGAUCCAAGAGAGAAGCUGUCCCCCUUGCCAGCAAUUCAGUGGGGCAAUCCAGAAUCGGAGGAGGAAGGUGGGGCCUCCUCGCCCAGUGAGCACCCCUCAUCUGCAGAGCAUCUGGAUCCAGAGCUGGCGCAGGCGGUGUCGGAGGGCGUGGACCGACUGCUGCGCAGCUGCCCCCGUGGCGGCGAGACCGAGCUGAGGACCCUCAUGAAGCUGAACAAGAAACUGGCCAAAGCAGUGGGGCACAUCUUCCGGAUGGACAGCGGGGACCCUCGCAAAGAGGAAGAGAUCCGGCGCCACAGCGCCAUCUACGGACGAGGCGAGACCCGGCGAUGCGAGGGCAAGCAGCUCACGCUUCACGAGCUCACCAUCAACGAGGCGGCCGCCCAGUUCUGCCUGCGGGACAAUUCCCUGCUGCUGCGAAGGGUGGAACUCUUCUCACUGUCACGCCAGGUGGCCCGGGAGAGCAGCUACCUGUCCUCACUUAAGGGAUCCAGACUGCAUCCAGAUGAGAGCGGUCCUGGGCAAGCCAAGCGGUUCAAGCAGGAGCAGGUUGCUGAGCACAGCCGCCCUGAACUUCCCUUGGUCUGCGAACCCUUCCUUCCUCAGUACCGGUCCAGCGUAGAGGAAGACACAGCCAGCUUGUCAGGCGAAAGCUUAGAUGGACACCCACAGGCAACAGGAUCCUGUCCUCGGCUUACACCACCCCCCAACGCUGCUCCUGACACACUUCUGAGCCUCCCGCCCCAUGGACUAUGGAGUCGUCAUAUUCUGCAGCAGACUUUGAUGGAUGAAGGGUUGCGCCUGGCCCGGCUGGUAUCGCAUGAGCGGGUUGGGCGGCUCAGCCCCUGCCUGCCAGGGAAGCCCCCGAGCCAAGAGUUCGGGGAAAAUCUUUCUGAGCGGUGCCAGCCCCCAGCAGCACAGGCCGAAGCUAGAAGAAACAGCAUUAAGGUGGAACCGGAUACCAGCCGGCAAUGAGCAGCAGGUGACGUGUGGCUCAUUCGCCAAGCAAUAACAUGCCAACCAGCUCUGAACAUCAGACUCUGGCAGGGGAGAGGGCGCAAUUCUCCCCAUCACCACAAGGAGGCGUGCUUGGUUUCCUCAACGGAGCAAGGCUACCAUAUUAGCACAACACAUUUUAUUACUGCUGGUUCUCGUCACAAAAUGGAGAACCUGCCUCUCCCCCUCCCUAUUAACUAUGUAAGAUGUUGGGGGCCAUCCUCACUACAGGCGAUAGCCAUGAGCUCAGGGAGACCCAAUCUGUGGCCGGCUUUGCCCUGCGAAAGGCUACUGGAAGGUCUGCCUCACCCAUAGCCUUUCCCCUCUCAUGAAGCCUGGAACUCUGGGUUACAUAGCCAUAAAAACAUGAAACCCCACACCAAUACACGUUAUGCCAUUCGAUUUCUCAGACACAAGCAUUGAUUAUCUUUCCACAUCUAAAUUUCUUAUGAUAACGCACUGACUUACACUUGCAUCCCAUAUGUGUACAUACAACACAUUUUCUCCAUUGCCCCCCCUCUCUCACUCGCACACACACACACACACACACACACAGAGCCUUGCAUAUGGACAAGUGGCAGACAUGAUAUUCCUUACAUUAUUGUGUAUUGGUUGUCACACUUUCAAUUGUAGAUUGCGUAUACAAUGCUCAAAAUAGCUCCAACAUCAUUACCUCCCUUGGUCUUGAGCUUAUUCUGGUGUUUAUAGUCACCAAUGGUACCAAUUCACCACUCAGUUGUGUUUUGGAAUCCUGAGAGGUAUUUGCUUCCAUGCCUGCCUGAGGGAAUCUGUCUGAGAAUUUGACCAAUUAAACAACAUGGAUCUAUU